CCUUCGCCUGCUAAAUUCCCUUGGCCAGCUCUUAAUGGGCUGAUGGCCAGGCAGCCCUUUCCUAGGAAGGGUUUGGGCUCUUCUCUGGGUUGGCCCUGCCUGCCUCCCACUGUGAGGCCCCCUCCUGGGACCACUGCAGCAGGGCCGUUUUGGGGUCACCCCAGGCCAGGGCCAAUGCCCAGAGAGCCCAACACUGCCAGUGAGAGGUGCAGGCAGGCUGGACCAGAGCGGACUCCCCGCCUCCCAACCACCGUACACAUACUUCACCCAGGGCAUCCGUCCGGCUGGCACACAGCACAGGAGCUGGCCGUGUGGAUCUUUGUUGUGGGGCUUUCUGAGCCGCUGCCCUCAGACCCUUGGGUGGGCCAGAUGGAGGAGGGGGUCAGGGAGCCAGGGCCGGGGGAGCAGCAGCUGGCAGUGUGGGUGCUGAGGUUGACCAGGGUCCGGUCCCCCACACCGCCCCCCGCAGAGAGAGCAGCCAUGGAGGAGGUGGUGAUCGCCGGCAUGUCCGGGAGGCUGCCUGAGUCGGAGAACUUGGAGGAGUUCUGGGCCAACCUCAUCGGCGCGGUGGACAUGGUGACGGAUGAUGACAGGCGGUGGAAGGCGGGACUGUAUGGCCUGCCCCGGCGGUUAGGCAAGCUGAAGGACCUGUCCCGGUUUGACGCCUCGUUCUUCGGGGUCCACCCCAAGCAGGCAAACACAAUGGAUCCCCAGCUGCGCUUGCUUCUGGAGGUCACCUAUGAGGCCAUUGUGGAUGGAGGCAUCAACCCAGCUUCCCUUCGUGGGACGAACACCGGUGUCUGGGUGGGUGUGAGCAGCUCUGAGGCCUCAGAGGCUCUGAGUCGAGACCCUGAGACCCUCAUGGGCUACAGUAUGGUGGGCUGCCAGCGUGCCAUGAUGGCCAACCGCCUCUCCUUCUUCUUCGACUUCAAAGGGCCCAGCGUUGCCCUGGACACAGCCUGCUCCUCCAGCCUGCUGGCCCUGCAGAGCGCCUACCAGGCCAUCCGCAGUGGAGAGUGCCCCGCGGCCGUUGUGGGUGGCAUCAACAUCCUGCUGAAGCCCAACACCUCGGUGCAGUUCAUGAAGUUGGGCAUGCUCAGCCCUGAGGGCUCCUGCAAGUCCUUCGAUGCAGCAGGGGACGGCUACUGCCGUGCAGAGGCUGUGGUGGCCGUCUUGCUGACCAAGAAGUCCCUGGCCCGACGGGUGUAUGCCACCAUCCUCAAUGCCGGCACCAACACUGAUGGCUUCAAAGAGCAAGGCGUCACCUUCCCCUCCGGAGAGGUGCAGGAGCAGCUCAUCCGCUCCCUGUACCAGUCGGCCGGGCUGACCCCCGAGUCCCUGGAGUAUAUCGAAGCCCAUGGCACUGGCACCAAGGUGGGCGACCCCCAGGAGCUGAAUAGCAUCACGCGGGCCCUGUGUGCCACCCGCCAGGAGCCCCUGCUGAUCGGGUCCACCAAGUCAAACAUGGGGCACGCGGAGCCCGCCUCGGGGCUCGCAGCACUGAUCAAGGUGCUGCUGUCCCUGGAGCACGGGGUCUGGGCCCCCAACCUGCACUUCCACAGCCCAAACCCCAAGAUCCCAGCGCUGCAAGACGGGCAGCUGCAGGUAGUGGACCGGCCUUUGCCCGUUCUCGGGGGCAAUGUGGGCAUCAACUCCUUCGGCUUUGGCGGCUCCAACGUGCAUGUCAUCCUCCGGCCCAACGCCCAGCCGCCCCCGCCGCCUGCCCCGCACUCUGCCCUGCCCCGUCUGCUGCGGGCCAGCGGGCGUACCCUUGAGGCGGUGCAGGGCCUGCUGGAGCAGGGCCUCCGGCACAGCCAUGACCUGGCUUUCGUGAGCAUGCUCAACGACAUCGCGGCCGCCCCCACGGCCACCAUGCCCUUCCGUGGCUACGCUGUGCUGGGCGGCCAGGGCGGCAACCAGGAGGUGCACCAGGUGCCGGCUGGCAAGCGCCCACUCUGGUUCAUCUGCUCCGGGAUGGGCGCACAGUGGCGCGGCAUGGGGCUGAGCCUCAUGCGCCUGGGCAGCUUCCGCGAUUCCAUCCUGCGCUCAGACGAGGCCGUGAAGCCUUUGGGACUGCAGGUGUCGGACCUGUUGCUGAGUACAGAUGAGGCCACCUUUGAUGACACCGUCCAGUCCUUCGUGAGCCUCACUGCCAUCCAGAUUGCCCUCAUAGACUUGCUGACCUCCAUGGGCCUGCGGCCUGACGGCAUCAUCGGGCACUCCCUGGGUGAGGUGGCCUGCGGCUACGCCGAUGGCUGCCUCUCUCAGGAGGAGGCUGUCCUCGCUGCCUACUGGAGGGCCCAGUGCAUCAAGGAGGCCAACAUCCCGCCUGGGGCCAUGGCAGCUGUGGGCUUGUCCUGGGAAGAGUGUAAGCGGCGCUGCCCCCCUGGUAUCGUGCCUGCCUGCCACAACUCCAAGGACUCUGUGACCAUCUCCGGACCUCAGGCCGCAAUGUCCGAGUUCGUGCAGCAGCUGAAGCAGGAGGGUGUGUUUGCCAAGGAGGUGCGGACAGGUGGCAUAGCGUUCCACUCCUACUUCAUGGACUCCAUCGCCCCUGCGCUGCUGCAGGCACUCAAGAAGGUGAUCCGGGAGCCGCGGCCCCGCUCCGCGUACUGGCUCAGCACCUCCAUCCCCGAGGCCCAGUGGCAGGGCCACCUGGCCCGCACGUUCUCAGCUGAGUACAACGUUAACAACCUGGUGAGCCCCGUGCUAUUCCAGGAGGCACUGAGGCACGUGCCUGAGCACGCCGUGGUGCUGGAGAUCGCCCCCCACGCCCUGCUGCAGGCCAUCCUGAAGAGAGGCCUCAAGUCCAGCUGCACUGUCAUCCCGCUGAUGAAGAAGGACCACAGGGACAACCUGGAGUUCUUCCUCGGCAACGUGGGCAGGCUGCACCUGAUGGGCAUUGACAUAAACCCCAAUGGUCUGUUCCCACCCGUGGAGUUCCCGGCCCCCCGGGGGACCCCCCUCAUUUCCCCGCACAUCAAGUGGGACCACAGCCAGACUUGGGAUGUGCCCGCCGUGGAGGACUUCCCCAGCGGCUCCAGCUGCUCCUCUGUCACUGUCUAUAAGAUCGAUGCCAGCCCUGAGACCCCUGACCACUACCUGUUGGAUCACUGCAUCGACGGCCGCGUAAUUUUCCCCGCCACUGGCUACCUAUUCCUGGUCUGGAAGACGCUGGCACGAGCCCUGGACCAAAACAUGGAGCAGGUGCCUGUGGUGUUCGAGGACGUGACACUACACCAGGCCACCAUCCUGCCCAAGACAGGGACCGUGCCCCUGGAAGUGCGGCUUCUGGAGGCUUCGUGCACCUUCGAGGUGUCUGAGAACGGCAACCUGAUCGUGAGCGGGCAGAUACACCAGUGGAAGGACCCCGAUCCCAGGCUCUUUGACAACCAGUAUGGCACGGGCCCCACACCUGUAGACCCCAGUGCUGCGUUCCACCUGAGCCAGAGCGAUGUGUACAAGGAGCUGCGGCUGCGGGGCUACAACUACGGCCCCCACUUCCAGGGCAUUCUCGAGGCCAACCUCGAAGGUAACACAGGCCGGCUGCUGUGGAAAGACAACUGGGUGACCUUCCUGGACACCAUGCUGCAGAUGUCCCUCCUGGUCCCGGGCCACCGCAACCUGUGCCUGCCCACGCGCAUCACCGCCAUCCACAUCGACCCCACCACCCACCGGCAGAAGCUGUAUGCGCUGCAAGGCGAGACACAAGUGGCCGACGUGGUGGUGAACAGGUAUCUGAACAGCAUCGUGGCCGGCAGCGUCCACAUCUCGCGGCUCCACGCCUCGGUGGCCCCUCGGCGGCAGCAGGAGCAGCUGGCACCCGUCCUGGAGAAGUUCUGCUUCACGCCGCACGUGGAGAGCGGGUGCCUGGCUGGGAGCCUGGCCCUGCAGGAGGAGCUGCAGCUGUGCAGGGGGCUGGCACAGGCACUGCAGACGAAGGUGGCCCAGCAGGGGUUGAAGAUGGUGGUGCCCGGGCUGGACAGUGCCCAGGCUCCCCGGGAGGCCCCGCAGCAGGGCCUGCCUCGGCUGCUGGCCGCUGCCUGCCAACUGCAACUCAAUGGGAACCUACAGCAGGAACUGGGCCAGGUCCUGGCCCAGGAGAGGCCCCUGCUGUGUGACGACCCCCUGCUCAGCGGCCUCCUCGACUCCCCAGCACUCAAGGCGUGCGUGGACACCGCCCUGGAGAACACGGCCAGCCUCAGAAUGAAGGUGGUGGAGGUGCUGGCUGGUGACGGCCGACUGUAUUCCCGCAUCCCGGCGCUACUUAACACCCAGCCCCUGAUGCAGCUGGACUACAUAGCCACUGACCACCACCCCCAGGCCCUGGAGGCUGCCCAAGCCAAGCUGCAGCAGCUCGGCCUGACCCAAGGCCAGUGGGACCCUGUGGACCCGGCCCCCAGCAGCCUGAGCAGGGCUGACCUCCUGGUGUGCAACUGUGCCCUGGCCACCCUUGGUGACCCGGCCACGGCCGUCGGCAACAUGGCGGCUACCCUGAAGGAGGGAGGCUUCCUGCUGCUGCACACGCUGCUCGGAGGUUACCCCCUGGGGGAGACGGUCGCCCUUCUCACCUGCUCUGAGUCCCAUCAAGGGGGGCAGCACCUCCUGAGCCAGGACGAGUGGGAGAGCCUAUUUACCGGGGCAUCCCUGCACCUGGUGGCCCUGAAGAGGUCCUUCUACGGCUCUGCGCUCUUCCUGUGCCGCCGGCCAGCCCCGCAGGAUAGCCCAGUCUUCCUGUCCGUGGAGGACGCCAGCUUCAGAUGGGUCGACUCACUGAAGAACAUCCUGGCUGACUCCUCGUCCCGGCCCGUGUGGCUCAUGGCCGUUGGCUGCACCACCUCAGGUGUCGUGGGCAUGGUGAACUGUCUCCGAAAAGAGCCCGGCGGGCUCCGGAUUCGGUGCGUCCUGGUGUCCAACCUCAGUAGCACGUCCCCCAUCCCUGAGAUGGACCCAAACUCCUUGGAGCUGCAGAAGGUGCUACAGGGGGACUUGGUGAUGAACGUCUACCGGGACGGGGCCUGGGGGGCGUUCCGCCACUUCCCACUGGAAAAGGACCGGCCAGAGGAGCAGACAGAGCAUGCCUUCGUAAACAUCCUCACCCGAGGGGACCUCUCCUCCAUCCGCUGGGUCUGCUCUCCUCUGCGCCACGCCCAGCCCACUGGCCCUGGAGUCCAGCUCUGCACCAUCUAUUAUGCCUCCCUCAACUUCCGAGACAUCAUGCUGGCCACGGGCAAGCUGUCCCCUGACGCCAUCCCAGGAAAAUGGGUCGCUCGAGACUGCAUGCUGGGCAUGGAGUUCUCCGGCCGAGAUGCCAGAGGCAAGCGUGUGAUGGGGCUGGUGCCCGCCGAAGGCCUGGCCACCUCCAUUCUGGUGUCUCAGGACUUCCUGUGGGACGUGCCUUCCAACUGGACCCUGGAGGAGGCAGCUUCAGUGCCCGUCGUCUAUGCCACAGCCUAUUACGCGUUGGUAGUACGCGGACGCAUGCAGCCUGGGGAGACAGUGCUCAUCCACUCGGGCUCGGGCGGUGUGGGUCAGGCCGCCAUCGCCAUCGCUCUCAGCCUGGGCUGCCGCGUCUUCACCACUGUGGGGUCAGCUGAAAAGCGGGCAUACCUCCAGGCCAGGUUCCCACAGCUCAACGAAGCCAGCUUUGCCAACUCCCGGGACACGUCCUUCGAGCAGCACGUGCUUUGGCACACGGCCGGGAAGGGUGUUGACCUCGUCCUGAAUUCCCUGGCGGAAGAGAAGCUGCAGGCCAGCGUGCGGUGCCUGGCCCAGCAUGGUCGAUUCCUGGAAAUUGGCAAAUUUGACCUUUCCAACAACCAUCCCCUGGGCAUGGCCAUCUUCCUGAAGAACGUGACUUUCCACGGGAUCCUGCUGGAUGCAAUCUUUGAUGACGACAGCGCCACCUGGCAGGAGGUGUCGGCGCUGCUGCAGGCGGGCAUCCGGGACGGCGUGGUGCAGCCCCUCAAGUGCACCGUGUUCCCCAAGACCCAGGUGGAGGACGCCUUCCGCUACAUGGCCCAGGGCAAACACAUCGGCAAAGUGGUCCUCCAGGUACGCGAGGAAGAGCAGGAGGCGGUGCUGCAAGGGACCAAGCCCACCCUGACGGCGGCCUUGUCCAAGACCUACUGCCCCUCCCACAAGACCUACAUCAUCACAGGGGGCCUGGGUGGCUUCGGCCUAGAGCUGUCUCAGUGGCUUAUGCUGCGAGGGGCCCAGAAGCUGGUGCUGACCUCCCGCUCCGGGAUCCGCACAGGCUACCAGGCCAGGCAGGUCCGUGAGUGGAGACGCCAGGGUGUGCAGGUCCUGGUGUCCACCAGCAACGCCAGCUCGCUGGAUGGUGCCCGGAGCCUUAUCACUGAGGCCACCAAGCUUGGGCCUGUAGGCGGCGUCUUCAACUUGGCCAUGGUCCUGAGAGACGCCAUGCUGGAGAACCAGACCCCUGAGUUCUUCCAGGACGUCAACAAACCCAAGUACAGUGGCACCCUGAACUUGGACAGGGUGACCCGGGAGGCAUGCCCCGAGCUGGACUACUUCGUGGUCUUCUCCUCGGUGAGCUGCGGGCGUGGCAACGCCAGCCAGACCAACUACGGGUUCGCCAACUCCGCCAUGGAGCGCAUAUGUGAGAAGCGCCGGCAUGAUGGCCUCCCAGGCCUCGCCGUGCAGUGGGGUGCAAUUGGCGAUGUGGGCGUCGUGCUGGAGACCAUGGGUACCAACGACACAGUCAUUGGCGGGACGCUGCCCCAACGCAUCAUCUCCUGCAUGGAGGUGCUGGACCUCUUCCUGAACCAGCCCCACCCCGUCCUGAGCAGCUUUGUGCUGGCGGAGAAGAAGGCCGCAGCCCAUGGUGAUGGCAGCAGCCAGCAGGACCUGGUGAAGGCUGUGGCUCACAUCCUGGGCAUCCGUGACUUGGCCACUGUCAACUUGGACAGCUCACUGGCAGACCUGGGCCUAGACUCACUCAUGGCUGUGGAGGUGCGCCAGACGCUGGAGCGAGAGCAUGACCGGGUGCUGUCCAUGCGGGAAAUCCAGCAGCUCACGCUCCGGAAGCUGCAGGAACUUUCCUCGCAGGCUGGCACAGCUGAUGAGCUGGUGGCCCCCACACCCAAGGAGGACAGCCCUGCCCGGCAGCAGGCCCAGCUGAACCUGAGCACCCUGCUGGUGAACCCUGAGGGCCCGACCUUGGCUCCACUCAACUCUGUGCAGAGCUCCGAGCGGCCCCUAUUCCUGGUGCACCCCAUCGAGGGCUCCAUCACAGUGUUCCACAGCCUGGCUGCCAAGCUCAGCAUUCCCACCUACGGCCUGCAGUGCACGGGAGCUGCGCCCCUGGACAGCAUCCAGAGCCUGGCCGCCUACUACAUCGAGUGCAUCAGGCAGGUGCAGCCAGAGGGGCCCUACCGCAUCGCUGGCUACUCCUAUGGGGCCUGCGUGGCCUUCGAGAUGUGCUCACAGCUGCAGGCACAGCAGAGCGCCGGCCCCACGAACAAUAGCCUCUUCCUGUUCGAUGGCUCGCACACCUACGUGUUGGCCUACACGCAGAGCUACCGCGCCAAGAUGACCCCUGGCUGCGAGGCCGAGGCCGAGGCCGAGGCCAUGUGCUUCUUCGUACAGCAGUUCACUGACGCGGAGCACGGCAGGGUCCUGGAGGCGCUACUGCCCCUCGAGGGCCUGGAGGAGCGCGUGGCGGCCGCCGUGGAGCUGAUCGCACAGAGCCAUGCGGGCCUGGACCGCCAUGCCGUCCGCUUCGCGGCGCGCUCCUUCUACCAGAAGCUGCGGGCGGCCGAGAAGUACACACCGCAGGCCACCUACCAUGGCAACGUGACACUGCUGCGCGCCAAGACAGGCGGCACCUACGGCGAGGACCUGGGCGCUGACUACAACCUGUCCCAGGUGUGCGACGGCAAGGUGUCCGUGCACGUCAUUGAGGGUGACCACCGCACACUGCUGGAGGGCAGCGGCCUGGAAUCCAUCCUCAGCAUCAUCCACAGCUCCCUGGCCGAGCCCCGUGUCAGCGUGCGGGAGGGCUAGGCCAGAGGGUCCUGCAUGUGGGGCCUACCCCGCCGGCCCCCGCACCCCACGUGCAGCCACCAGUAGGACCAGCGCCCUCCCCUCUCCUACCCCCCAUCCCGGCUGCCCUGGGCGCGGGGCUGGGACCCGCGCCACCAACUCGGAGACCUGCCCGGUCUGUGAAGAGUCGGCCGAGCCGCCAGCCAGGCCAAGCUUCCUGAAUCGCGCGGGCUCUGCCACGCGGGUCCAUUUGUCGUUUCUCCGUUCGGAUUCUCCUAUUUAUUGGGUCGCCAGGGAGACGCCGGUUGGUCCACCUGUGAGGCCGGCACGCGGUAGCCGGGCCGGGGCCCCAUGAUGCCGGCAGUGGAGCGGAGCAGCCCCGGGCACUGGGCACCCACCCUAUUCGUCUGUGUUCAUUUUUCAAGAAACAACAUUCAAACUGCUGCUUGGAUUUUGAAAUUUACUGUAAUUGUCUGUGUAAAGAACCAUGUCUGGAUCCUGUUUCAUUUUUACACCAACCUGGUAGAAAUGUUGUCUCCUCUGGAGCCUCCCCACGAUUAAACCGCACGUGCGCUCUGGC
This is a messenger RNA of Delphinapterus leucas (beluga whale), 8587 nucleotides long. The record is from RefSeq and is a predicted model, not a curated record. Lineage: Eukaryota; Metazoa; Chordata; Mammalia; Artiodactyla; Monodontidae.